Messenger RNA from Manduca sexta (tobacco hornworm), 2126 nucleotides. RefSeq names its product heterogeneous nuclear ribonucleoprotein K (gene HnRNP-K). NCBI's taxonomy places the organism in Eukaryota, Metazoa, Arthropoda, Insecta, Lepidoptera, Sphingidae. The coding region runs from base 438 to 1607 and encodes 389 amino acids. The transcript has 13 exons. The record is from RefSeq and is a predicted model, not a curated record. Gene Ontology annotation, cellular component: cytoplasm; nucleus. Gene Ontology annotation, biological process: regulation of mRNA splicing, via spliceosome; regulation of transcription by RNA polymerase II. Gene Ontology annotation, molecular function: mRNA binding.
AGGUGUGGUUAUAUAAAUAUAGCUAAUUAAUGUAUCUUGAAAAUAAUAUAUUUGUUGUGCUGAGUAAAGAUAAAAUUGAAAAAACAUAACCACGACGCGGAUUGUCACAAAGUAGGUUACUUGUGGUAAAACUUCAGUUGCAGAUGGGAUAAAUAUCUAAUGCUCAGUGAACGCAAUCGUAUUCACGGCCGAUAUAGUUCUGGUUGUAAAUAUCAUUACAGCGGUAUUUCCGGGUUCGGGUUGCCGAGUGAUCGCAGCAGCAGCUCGAGGCGCGGUGUGUUUGCUGAACUACGCGUACACAUCGCGAGGCAGCUCGAGACGCGGUGUGUUUGCUGAGCUACGAGUGCGCAUCGUGAGACGCAACCAGGAAUUAUCAACUCGCUCACUGUGUACAUCUCCUUUGAGUAAACCCUCCGGCUGAAACAAUUGGUACCAACAUGAAGAGGGACGCGUAUGGGGACGAGGGUCCCGCGCAGAAGCGGCAGCGACAUUCAGACGACGAGGUCACAUUUCUCAUACCAAGCAAGGUGGCUGGUUCAAUCAUUGGAAAAGGUGGCACCAAUAUAUCAAAAUUGAGAAACCAGUACAAAGCCUCUAUAACAGUCCCAGAUUGCCCCGGCCCCGAACGGGUGUUAUCAAUAACGGCUGAAGAUGUGGACACGCUUCUUGAAAUUGUCAAAGAAAUAUUGCCAUGUUUGGCGGAAGGGGGACCCAAGGCCAUGGGCGACCAGGACCUGGACGUGCGUCUACUAAUCCACCAGAGCCGCGCCGGCUGCGUGAUCGGCAAGGCCGGCGCCAAGAUCAAGGAACUGCGCGAGAAAACCGGCGCCCGCCUGAAGAUAUUCUCUAGUCCGGCGCCUCAGAGCAUGGAGCGCAUCGUGCAGCUGGUGGGCAAGCCCGACGCCAUCGCCGCCGGCAUCCGAGAGGUGCUCGAACUCAUACGCCAGGUGCCAAUCAAAGGUCCAAUCCAGAACUACGACCCGCACAAUUAUGACGAUUACUACGCGGACCAAUACGGAGGGUUCGGAGCCGGGCAGGGCGGCGGCGGUGGCGCCGGCGGCGGUCGCGCCGGCCCACGGGGCCCCCCGCGCGGUCCUCCCCGCGGCAUGCCGCCCAUGGGCCCCGCCGGCCGGCCCCCGCCGCGCGGACCCCCGCCCGCGCGCAAUGGCCCGCCACCUCCGCGCACUGGCUUUAACGACUUCUCCGGCCCUGGACCACGAGCUAACUUCAGCGGCGGUCCCCCGCGCGGAGGCUUUGGUGGCGGCAGCUUCGGAGGGAACUUCGGAGGCGGUGGCGGUGGAGGCCGCAGCUCCGGUUCUGGCGGCGGAAACUUCAACGGUAGCUCGGGCAACCAGCAGGAGACCACUACACAAGUUACCAUUCCCAAAGAUUUGGCGGGCGCCAUUAUAGGCAAGGCGGGGUCUCGCAUCCGCAAGAUCCGCGCGGAGAGCGGCGCCGGCAUAGAGAUCGCGGAGCCUCUGCCCGGCUCCAGCGACCGCAUCAUCACCAUCACGGGCACGCCGCAGCGCAUACAGAUGGCGCAGUACCUCUUGCAACAAAGAAUGUUUGAAGAAUUCCCAGAUUUGGCAUCAAACAAUGCAAACUAAGUUUAGAAUGUAUAGUUCGACUCAUGAAGUAUUUCAAGUCCAGUGUGCACGAGAGCAACCCGAAUCUCGGUCGAAACUUCUGAUUCGAGGACAUAUUGAAUUAUAUGUUGCUGCUGUAACUUGUAAGGUUUAAUAAACCACCUCAUAUCACGUGAUUGAUCCUGUAACUGUAUAGUGUAACGCGAGGCUCUCGUCUAUAAUGGCGUGUAAAGUCUGACCUGGAAACAACCGAAAAAAAAGGAUAAAUUUGUUUUGUAAAUAGACUUGUUUGUGCUUAUCUAUUUUAUUAUCACAAAUCAUUUUAUCUAUGUUUGGAACAACUGUAUAUUGAAAUGUAGUUUCAAAUUUCCAGAUCAGACUUCACACAAAACGUAAGAAUGCAUUUAUCAUUAUAUACAUAAUACUAUUAAAAGAGAAUUAUCUAAGAUUGUGUCAAUGAUUUACUGAUUUAUUUGUUACAUUACAUCGAUGUAAUUUUAAGUGAUAGGUAAUAGAAAUUAAACGAAGUUUAUUUUAUGA